GCAGGCGUCGGGGCGGAGCUAUCGGAAGCAUAGUGUCUGUACGAGUUCAGUGGCGCAGACUUGCACGAUGCCUGUGGACCUGUCUCAGUGGAGCGGGCCUCUGGCCCUGGACGAGGUAGAGGAAAAGCCCGCGCUCCCGCUCAGUGUGAGCUACGGUCCUUUGGCGAUAGAGGAGCUGGGCCAAGUGGUGACCCCUACCCAGGUCCAGAACCGUCCAACCACAAUUUCAUGGGAGGGAAUGGAUAGUAAUAAGCUGUAUACUCUAGCAGUUACAGACCCUGACGCUCCAAGCCGGAAAACUCCAAAAUUCAGGGAAUGGCAUCACUUCCUUGUUAUAAAUAUGAAGGGAAAUGACAUCAGCAGUGGUGGUGUCCUGUCCGAUUACGUUGGUGCAGGUCCACCCAAAGGAACUGGUCUUCAUCGUUACGUCUUUUUGGUCUAUGAACAGAAAGAACAGCUGAAAUGUGAUGAGCGGGUUCUGACAAACCGCUCUGGAGAUCAUCGAGGGUUGUUCAAGGUCCUUUCAUUCCGCAAGAAAUAUGGCCUGGGAAGUCCAGUUGCAGGAAAUUGCUUCCAGGCAGAGUGGGAUGAUUAUGUCCCCAAGCUGUAUGAACAGCUGGCAUCCUAAAAUGUAUAAUUUGCCCCUUCACUGCCCUCUAGAAAUCAAUGUGCUUAACUUUAGAUGGUUUGCGGGUAGUGUGUUUUUUUUAACCUGUCUGCUGCUCAAGAAUAGAGAUGAGCAAAUUUCAUAACUCCCCUGCAUAACAGAAAUGGGGCGUAUCCGUUUUGCAGCCCAUAGACU
This is a messenger RNA of Bufo bufo (common toad), 802 nucleotides long. Its product is annotated as phosphatidylethanolamine-binding protein 1-like. NCBI's taxonomy places the organism in Eukaryota, Metazoa, Chordata, Amphibia, Anura, Bufonidae. The record is from RefSeq and is a predicted model, not a curated record. Gene Ontology annotation, biological process: negative regulation of MAPK cascade. Bases 68 to 628 code for a protein of 186 amino acids. The transcript is spliced from 4 exons.